ACUCAGAACGUGAACAAAAUGGACACAAUUGUACGGCAGUGGUUAUUUUCAUUCAUCCUUUCUCCAGAAUCCAGGCCCUACCGAUAGCUGUCGCUACCGGUAACAAGUGCAUUCGGCGAUGAUAGUUAAGGAUACGAAUGCCAGUAUCCAAUAUGAGUACAGUGUACUAUCAACAUCAAAUCCAAUCGAUGGGCAACAGUGUACGAACUCAACACAAGAGGACUACGAGUGUCGAGGGAUCUUGAUCAAGAGCAAUUCGUUGAUAUUCAAAUAUACUUGUUAUAAUUCUGACUUGCCAGCUAAUAUGUACGACGAAAAGGCAAGUAUCCAAAAAAAAAUGACUUAUUCCUACCCCAAACGAUAGCAAAACACUCUUAAGAUAAUAGACAAUAAACGAAAAUAUUCUAACAGCUUAUAAAAUGCAAUGAAGAACAAAACUAGCAGCAUCUUGCUGAUUAAUUAAUUAUUUGCAUUAAUCUUCGAUACCGACAAUUGGAUGGAGUUACCCUGAGCAAAGGCUAAUAGGUGAUUCGCUAUCCUCAGUUCGGUCAUCACGGCAAAUGCUAUGGUUAGUGGUGGUAUUUCAGAGAACUUCAUUAUACCAGGCGGCGAGGGAUUGCGUAACGAUAGAUGGAGUGACUGGAGUGCUCCUUCACCGUGUUCUCGACCGUGUGGUGGUGGCAUAGCGUACCAGGAACGAGAAUGUCUGAACACUGAUGAUAAUGGCACACCUGACUGCACGGGAGGAACGAAGAAGUACUUCUCUUGCAAUACUCAGCACUGUCCAGAACGAGAGCACGACUUCCGCAAACAGCAGUGCUCGGAGUUCAAUGACGUUCCGUUCGAGGGCCAUCGGUACCAGUGGAUACCGUACACAAGCGCACCAAAUCCUUGCGAGCUAAACUGCAUGCGCUUUGGCGAGCAAUUCUAUUAUCGCCACCGAUCGAAGGUGAUCGAUGGAACGCGUUGCAAUGACGGAUCGCUGGACGUGUGUGUCGAUGGAACCUGUCAACCGGUCGGAUGCGAUAUGAUGCUGGGAUCGCAAGCCAAGGAAGACAAAUGUCGCGUCUGUCGUGGCGAUGGUAGCUCCUGCAAGACCGUGAAUGGUCUCCUGGACCAGACUGACCUGAAGAAAGGCUACAACGACCUGUUGCUUAUUCCGAGCGGCGCUACGAACGUGGUGAUCAACGAAAGGGCACCAUCAAAGGCACAACUAUCUAGCAAUACGAAAGGGCACAACUAUCUAGCAAUACGCAAUCUGACCGGCUUCUAUCACCUGAACGGAAACAACCGGUUGGACUUCCCGCGAACCAUCCGUUUUGCCGGGUGCUAUUGGCACUAUGAGCGUCGUCUGGAGGGUUUCGCCGCUUCAGACAGACUGACUUGUCUCGGUCCGACGACGGAAUCGGUGUAUCUGGUCCUGUUGACGAAGGAUCGCAACGUUGGCGUGCAGUACGAGUACAGUGUGUCGUCAGCAGCGGCACCGGUCGAUGAACCGCACAGUUAUUCCUGGAUGUAUACCGAAUUUCAACCGUGUACCGUCACCUGUGGCGGUGGUGUACAGUCCCGUCAUGUUACUUGCAACAGUAAAAGCUCACUCCGGGAAGUAGAUGAAGCUCUGUGCAAUGCAAAUGAAAAGCCAGCCACGACACAGAAGUGUGGUCAACAAGCAUGUCCGCAUUGUCAUAGCGCCUGGAAUAGCAUCAGAGGGCUUCUGGAUGCUAAAACCCUUCAUAUUGGCUACAACAAUAUGCUGCUUAUUCCGAGCGGGGCUAUAAACGUGACGAUCAACGCAGCAGUACCAACUAGACACUAUUUAGCGGUUCGAAAUGAGACCGGCUACUUUCAUCUGAACGGGAAUCGGUUGAUUGAUUCUUCGCAGACAUUUCCUUUUGCCGGUUGCAAUUGGCAGUAUGAGAAAGGUCCGGAUCGUUUUGGUGCUCCGGACAGAUUGACGUGCCUGGGACCGACGAAGGACUCAGUAUACUUGGCGAUGAUAAUUAAGGAUACGAAUGCCAGUAUUCACUACGAGUAUAGUGUACUAUCCGCAUCGGAAUCAAUCGAUGAGAACUGCUCUCUUUCAGCGUCGUGCAUUGAGACCAAAUAUGGUUGCUGCCCUGAUGGGUUAUCUCCAGCGACAGGUCCCAAGGAUCAAGGAUGUCCGAAAGUGGAUUGCGUCGACACGCUGUUCGGUUGCUGUCCGGAUAAUGAAACGCCGGCCAAGGGUAACGAUCAUGAGGAAUGCCCGAUUGAAACGACCACGGUAGCUGGGUGUGUUAUCAGCCUGUUUGGAUGUUGUGAUGAUGGUUCUACCGAAGGCAAGAAUCCAAAAUCCGUGGGUUGUCCAGGAGUUGUUGAUGAAGAGCAACCAUCGACUACGGAUGUCAGUACUACGGAGGCGGUGGAAGGAUCAUCUACCGAUGUAAGUAGCGCCGAGAACACAACGGACACGACAGCGCUCGUGGGAUCUGAUGUCACGGAGCAGUCGAUUAAAAGUUCAGGGUACGAACCAUGCACCAAGGAACCAUUCGGCUGUUGUCCCGAUGGUAAAACUCCAGCGCAUGGCCACAAUCGCGAAGGAUGCUGCGUGCAGUCACCGUACGGAUGCUGUCCGGAUAAUGUGGUGCCAGCCCAGGGACCGAACCAAGAAGGUUGCGAGUGUGAAUACUCACCGUAUGGUUGCUGUCCCGACAACAAGACGUCAGCGCGUGGAUAUGGAAAUGCAGGAUGUGGUUGUCAGUACACGGAGCAUGGUUGCUGUCCGGAUAAGGAGACGGAAGCACUGGGACCGAACUACAAGGGAUGUCCAUGCCAUGCGUACCAGUUUGGAUGUUGUCCCGAUGGUGUCACACAGGCCAAGGGACCGCACAAUCAUGGAUGCCAUUGCUCUCACAGUGAGUUCAAAUGUUGCUCCGAUGGCCAGACGGUGGCCAAGGGUCCCGAUGGAGAGGGCUGUACCUGUGCGGAGAGCAAGUACGGUUGCUGUCCAGAUGGAAUUACCGAGGCGCAGGGCAGCAAGUUUGAAGGGUGUACGGAUGUACCUGAGUCACCGCAAAAGGCUUGCGCCUUACCGAAGGAUAAGGGCCCAUGUGACACCUUCGUCGUCAAGCAUUUCUUCGAGGUGGAAUAUGGUGGUUGUGGACGGUUUUGGUAUGGAGGCUGCGACGGUAACAAAAAUCGUUUUGAUUCCGCUGACGAGUGUAAGGCCGUCUGCGAAACACCUCCUGGUAAGGAUGUAUGCCACCUACCCAAGAUCACUGGACCAUGCACUGGACACUACAAUAGGUGGUAUUACGAUGCGGAGCGCAAUUUGUGCUCCCAAUUCACGUACGGUGGGUGCCUUGGUAACGACAAUCGGUUCGAGAAGCAGGAAGACUGUAAGGCGUUGUGUAGUUGGGAUGAUUCCAAAACGCCAUGUGAGCAGCCGAUGGAACAUGGACCCUGUAAUGGUACCUUUGAACGUUGGUAUUACGACAAGGAAACCGUUGCAUGCCAGCCGUUCUCCUAUGGUGGUUGCAAGGGCAAUAAGAACAACUACCGGUCAGAGGCAUCGUGUAACUAUCACUGCAAGAAGCCAGGUGUACACAAACCGAGUUGCAGCCAGCGACUCGAUGUGGGUAACUGCGAGGUCCAGCAAGCCCGCUGGUACUUUGCCGGUGACAGUAACAAAUGCAUGCCCUUUUACUUUACCGGUUGUGGUGGGAAUGACAAUAACUAUGUCUCGCGCGACCAAUGCGAAGCGCAAUGUCCACCGAAAGUUGAAAAAGACACGUGCUUCCUUCCGGCGGAGACGGGUGAAUGCCAGAACUUCACGGCUCACUGGUACUUUGACACGAAGGAUAACCGUUGCCGUCAGUUCUUCUACGGUGGAUGCGGUGGCAAUGGCAACAACUUUGUGGAUGAACCGGCAUGUAUCAAUCAAUGUAUCGAUGGUGGAGCAAAGCAGAAACCAACAGAAACGGAAGCUCCCAAAAGACGCCCUCCUGAGCCAGUGCAAAACGUUACCAUUUUUCCCGUUACGGUAGCAAUACACUUCCCGAAGGGCAACAAUGUAGAUCGGAACAGCAACUUUACCAUCAACUGUACGGUGGAUGGAUAUCCAAAACCUAAAGUGAGCUGGCUCAAGAAUGGAAAGAUUAUGGUACCUACCGAACGUAUUCACAUUACCGACGAGAAUCUGCUGGUUGUAACUGGAGCUAUACAAUCUGAUAAUGGUCAAUACAAAUGUCUCGCCAAAAACGAACAUUCGGAAGCAUUCCAAGAACAAAUUUUGCACGUGGAAGGUAUCUACGUGCCACCAGGUUGUACCGAUAACCAGCUACUAGCCAAAUGCGAUUUUAUCGUCGCUGGACACUUGUGCACACACAAGCAUUAUAAAAAGUUCUGCUGCCGAUCGUGUACGUUGGCUGGUCAGAUAAAUGUGAGCAAGAAACGAACAUAAAAAUGCCUUUUUUAACAUGAGCUCCUUUGCUCGUUUACGUCAUUCGGAAGUAUCUAAUCCUAUCUGUUACAAACAGGGAACUAAUAAAAUUUUACGUGAAUUUACUCAAUAGCGGAUCUAUUUCCCGUUUAGUUGAAAAUCAAAACUCGAAAUCGAAAUCGAAGCAUGUAUUUUUGGUAUAAAUAAUAAAAUCAUUGUCACCACAACCUAUGAAAGCAGCGAUACAAAAGAAAUAAAUUGAUAUUUUGCAUUAGCUGAAUGCGUUCACAUAUAUUUCCGUCCCCCCCAUGGAGCAUUUUUUGGGUCUGCUACUGUAUCUAUUUAGCCGAGACACAUUUGAUAAGGGCAACGAAACGCUGAUGCAACACAAACAAGAAAUUCUAAAUCUAAAUUCAAAAUUAGCAGCAAGUACAAUUCAAUGCAAUCAUUUUUUUAAAUAUAAUGUGAGUUGUUCAGGCUACGAUCAGAUUAUUCCAGAUUCCGAUGAAUGUGCUUCUUUCCUUAUGACGUUCAUUUUGAAACCUUCUUUGUACCACUCGAAAGAGUACAGUCAGACAAUUUUCCAGAAGAAAUUUCGCGACUAGCCCAUGUUCGAUGUUACAAUACUGAACUCUUAAAAAAAUUGUUACUGCUUUUCUGGAUCACCCUGUAAGCAA
Messenger RNA from Anopheles aquasalis, 5097 nucleotides. RefSeq names its product papilin-like. NCBI's taxonomy places the organism in Eukaryota, Metazoa, Arthropoda, Insecta, Diptera, Culicidae. Gene Ontology annotation, cellular component: extracellular matrix. Gene Ontology annotation, molecular function: serine-type endopeptidase inhibitor activity; metalloendopeptidase activity. The record is from RefSeq and is a predicted model, not a curated record. Gene Ontology annotation, biological process: proteolysis; extracellular matrix organization.